GUGGGCCUUCGGUUGCCUUUAAGAGGCCUCUUGCCCCUCCCCUGCCUCAUAAGGAAUCUGAAACAUUUAAACCCCAGAGGCUGACUCAGUAAGAGUCAUUUGCAUAAUAUUUUAGGGUGAUUUAGCCAUGCGCUCUACAUGUGGCUGAUUUAGCUAUGCUGGGCUUGGUGGUCAUAAGAAUAGCACUGGUUCUGACCAACACAUCCUCUAUCUCUCUGUCCAAUGACCCCAACCCUUGCUCAGGCACUUACUGUUUGUCAAAUUUGGACCAAUCACCUUACUGUGUGCCAGUGUCAUGCUAAGCUCCAGGAAUUUGAAGAUGAAUCCAACCUGUGGCCCCUGGAAAGUCAGGUCUGAGACUUGGAAGUAGGUGUCUGUUUGGUGGGGAUCACCCAAAGAUCAGCCCAUGGGUGUCCCUAAUUUGGACAAAGAACCCUCCAAACUGGACCCAUCUUGGUGUGCCUGCCUGCAUGACCUAUUUUUUAAGCUGCAAACAGCUAGCAUUACCUGUUCUCAACAUCUGGCAUUACCUACCUUCUUAGUCACCUUCCCUCAGGCUUCAAACAGCUGUAGGGCCCCACCUCCUAUCCAUCUAGGGUCCCUCCCUCCCCUUUUUCUUCCCGAAAGGAUCUGGAGACACCAGCUCCACAAGUCCUGGUGUCUUUAAAAGGAUCAGCUUGAGGAAUAAGGCUCGUCUGAGAGCUGUGACAUUCAUCUGACUCUAGUGAAAGUCCAACAGCCACUCCCUUUUUGGCCUCCAACUGGGCACCAUGAGGGCCUGCAUCUCCCUGGUAUUGGCCGUGCUGUGCGGCCUGGCCUGGGCUGGAAAAAUGGAAUCCUGUGCAUCUCGAUGUAAUGAGAAAUUUAACCGGGACGCUGCCUGCCAGUGUGACCGCCAGUGUCUUCGGCAUGGGAACUGCUGUGAAGACUAUGAACAUCUGUGUACUGAGGACCACAAAGAGUCAGAGCCAUUGCCACAGCUGGAGGAAGAGACAGAAGACGCCCUCGCCAGCAACUUGUACUCGGCACCCACCUCCUGCCAGGGCCGCUGCUAUGAAGCCUUUGACAAGCACCACCAAUGUCACUGCAAUGCCCGCUGCCAAGAGUUUGGGAACUGCUGCAAGAAUUUUGAGAGCCUGUGUAGUGACCACGAGGGCUUCUCCCACAGCAGUGAUGCCAUAACAAAAGAGGAGAUUCAAAGCAUCUCUGAGAAGAUCUACAGGGCAGACACCAACAAAGCCCAGAAGGAAGACAUCGUUCUCAAUAGCCAAAACUGCAUCUCCCCGUCAGAGACCAGAAACCAAGUGGAUCGCUGCCCAAAGCCACUCUUCACUUAUGUCAAUGAGAAGCUGUUCUCCAAGCCCACCUAUGCAGCCUUCAUCAACCUCCUCAACAACUACCAGCGGGCGACAGGCCAUGGGGAGCACUUCAGUGCCCAGGAGCUGGCUGAGCAGGACGCCUUCCUCAGAGAGAUCAUGAAGACAGCAGUCAUGAAGGAGCUCUACAGCUUCCUCCAUCACCAGAAUCGCUAUGGCUCAGAACAAGAGUUUGUCGAUGACUUGAAGAACAUGUGGUUUGGGCUCUAUUCAAGAGGCAAUGAAGAGGGGGACUCAAGUGGCUUUGAACAUGUCUUCUCAGGUGAGGUCAAAAAAGGCAAGGUUACUGGCUUCCAUAACUGGAUCCGCUUCUACCUGGAGGAGAAGGAGGGUCUGGUUGACUAUUACAGUCACAUCUACGAUGGGCCUUGGGAUUCUUACCCUGAUGUGCUGGCAAUGCAGUUCAACUGGGACGGCUACUAUAAGGAAGUGGGCUCCGCUUUCAUCGGCAGCAGCCCUGAGUUUGAGUUUGCACUCUACUCCCUGUGCUUCAUCGCCAGGCCAGGCAAAGUGUGCCAGUUAAGCCUGGGAGGAUAUCCCUUAGCCGUCCGGACAUACACCUGGGACAAGUCCACCUAUGGGAAUGGCAAGAAGUACAUCGCCACAGCCUACAUAGUGUCUUCCACCUAAUAGAACUUCGAGCCAGAAAGGGGCAUGAGGGCUCUUGCGAGCCUGAAGUGCUAUCUUCUCUGGACUAGAGAGAAGAGGGAGAGGACUGGAAGGGAUCACCAAAUCUCAAAGCAAUGAGAAGCAUUCCUAAAUCCCAAAGUGCCCACAUGGGAAAGAGAUAAAAUGUACAAAUUAGAAAAAUGUGGAUAAACAGUCAAACCUUUAUCCUCUAGAAUUUUGGCAACGUUGACUAAGAAACAGAGUCCAAGCAGAGAAGGUAGGAACCCUCCAUAGCUCUCUGCCCUGAUGUGUGGGGGAACUAGGAAGAAGUCCUUUGACCUCACCAGGCCUCAUGCUUCCCUUUAAUGUAAAGGGAAGGGGUUUGCCCACUUUCCUGUUUUUGGGGUUGGUGAGAGGGCAAACCCUGAUAUUUUUACUGUGAAGAUGUUUUCAGUUGUUCUUAGGAAGAACAGCUGAUAGAAAUUCAAGAUUACUAUAAUGGCUGUUAUUAUACACAGCUCUGUAAACUACCACUCAGCCCUGUGUUGGGGUCCUCAAAGAAGUAAGACCACAGUAAUCAAGCAAGGGCCUUUGGUUUUUUCCAGAGUUAGAUCCUCUCAGAACAGAGUCUGGGAGAACUCCAAUGCUGAAUGGAGAAGGGUAAUAGGUUGGUGCAGUGAAUGGGCUGGGGGUGGGGUGGCCUUCUCCAGGCCUGAGUGUUUUUGUGUCUGGCUCAGUAUCUGCAUCAAGAAGUUUCCCACUUGUGGAUGUUUAGUGCAGCCACAGACUUGUAUUUUGAUCACCAAUUUUGUUUUUGAAAGAGUUCUCCUCAUAGGAGGAUGAUUCAGCACCAGAAGAAGAAGGAACCCAUAGCUUGGUGUCAUUAACAUAAUUAUUUUAAGCCUUAUCCAGCAGCCAUAAUUUGAAUAACUCUACGAGACCAGAGAGACUGUAGUUCCCUAUUUUAACCUCAAUUAUGCAUUUGUCCCCCAACCCCACUGAGAACUAAAUGCUGUACCACAGAGCCGGGUGUGAACUAUGGUUUAGAAGGUUCAAGUUUCCAAUUAAAGUCAUUGAAGAAAA
This is a messenger RNA of Gorilla gorilla gorilla (western lowland gorilla), 3068 nucleotides long. RefSeq names its product endonuclease, poly(U) specific (gene ENDOU). Bases 771 to 2006 code for a protein of 411 amino acids. The transcript is spliced from 10 exons. Gene Ontology annotation, molecular function: polysaccharide binding; scavenger receptor activity; RNA endonuclease activity. Gene Ontology annotation, biological process: immune response. The record is from RefSeq and is a predicted model, not a curated record. NCBI's taxonomy places the organism in Eukaryota, Metazoa, Chordata, Mammalia, Primates, Hominidae.